Grammomys surdaster is the source of this 3129-nucleotide messenger RNA. RefSeq names its product torsin family 4 member A (gene Tor4a). The transcript is spliced from 2 exons. NCBI's taxonomy places the organism in Eukaryota, Metazoa, Chordata, Mammalia, Rodentia, Muridae. Gene Ontology annotation, molecular function: ATP binding; ATP hydrolysis activity. Gene Ontology annotation, cellular component: endoplasmic reticulum lumen; nuclear envelope. The record is from RefSeq and is a predicted model, not a curated record. Bases 203 to 1486 code for a protein of 427 amino acids.
UCAGGACCUGCAGGGUUCCUACCCCUUCAAUCCUAAGUGGGGCCAGCCAGACCUUGGCCCACCCACCUCACCCUUUGGGUAGAAGACUAGCAUUUCCUGCUUCCUGAGUUGCUGGCUACUGGCCUCGGAAGGGAGUGGCUGAGCUGGGGCGUCUGAGCAGCCGCAGGGAGGGGAACUGCAUGCCCAGCACAGGUCCUGAGCCAUGGACCGCAGCCAUGCUAGCCUAGAGUCCCAGGCCAAGAGACCAGGUGUGAUCGCGCCAGUGCGCGCCGUGCUCCGUCUGCGCCGCCGAGUCUGCGUCCUGCGCAAGAGGCGCUUCUUACAGCCAGGCACUGAGCCGGACGCUGGGACUGAGAAACUCGGGCCCAGCGGCAGCUUGGGGACUCUGCGUGCCGACCUAGACCAACCUAAAUUCUUCACCUUCGACAGCCUGACAGAGCUAUCUUCUAGGACACCCCGCAAGAGGCGCAGGCGUAGUCGGGUGGUGCUCUACCCGGAAACCUCACGGAAGUGCCGACCUCGCACAGAGCAGCGGCAGAGUCGUGCACAGCGUUGCCUGCUACUUCUUGUAGCCAUUGUGGGGUUCCAAGUUCUCAACGCCAUUGAGAAUCUGGACGAUAAUGCACAACGUUACGACCUCGACGGGCUAGAGAAGGUGCUGCAGCGUUCUGUGUUCGGCCAGCCAGCUGCUGUGGGCCGCAUCAUGGCCCUGCUGCGAGAUUAUCUGGCUACACAUGUGCACAGUCAUCCCUUGCUCCUGGCACUGCACGGGCCCAGUGGUGUAGGCAAGAGUCACGUAGGGCGCCUGCUGGCACACCACUUUCGCGCAGUGCUGGAGGACGGUGCUUUGGUUCUGCAGUACCAUGCAAGACAUCACUGUCCGGAGCCACGUCCGGUUCAGGACUGUCGGAAGGAACUGGCACAGCGUGUGGCUGACGUGGUGGCACAGGCUGAGGCUGAGGAGAAGACUCCUCUCUUGGUCCUGGACGAGGCUGACCUCUUGCCACCUGCGCUGCUGGAUGAGCUGCACGACUUCCUGCAGCCACAGCGCUCGCACCAUUUCCACAAUGCUAUCUAUGUACUCCUAAGUGGCGCGGGGGGUAUAGAGAUCACACACUUUGUGCUGCAGAAUGCUUCACGGAUGUUGCCCCCACCCCGCCACAGUGCAGGCAGUACUCAGACUGAGGAAUCACCAGCUGAGGAGUUACACACCAGUCUUCGAGAGCUCCUGGCCAGAGAACACCCUCUGUGGAACACUGCAGCCAUCGUGCCCUUCCUGCUACUGGACAAACCAGAUGUGGUCAACUGUUUCAGAGAGGAGAUGGCAGGGGAGGGAUUUUUUCCUGAGCAGGCACUGGCAGAGCAUCUGGCAGAGCAGCUCAGCUAUUACCAUGUUGCUGGACAUGAAUUUGCCAUCACUGGCUGCAAACAGGUGGUAGCUAAGGUCAAUCUCUUGCAGCCCAAGCCUGCACAUGCUGGACAUUAGCCUGUGGGCCCAGGCAUUUGAACUGUUGAAGAAAACAGGAAGAAUGUCCGGUGAUUUGUGGCACCCAAGCUGGUUCACCCCAGGAGCUAGGGAGGCUGAGCUCCACUUCCUCUUCACCCCGAGCCUUGAGAUUCCCUACGGUCACCAAGAAAGCAGCUACCUUCCUGUAUGGAGUCUUCCCCACACCCCCAGCUCCCACUAUGUCCCAGAAACAUGUGAUAGGGCCUCCCAUAACUCUAGGGGGUAGCCAGUGUGCACUUACGUGAGAUUGUCUCAGAGGGUGUGAGGCUGUGGUAGGUAGGAUUCUGGUCCUCUGGAACAUGUAGCAGCCUCCAUGAUGCUCACAAAAUCCCAUCCCUUGAAUACCUCCUUAGCUUAGAGGCCACAAGGUGGGGAAUGCUUCUCAGGCCUGCCUCAGAAGGCAGUGGAGUGGUUAGAUGCCUACAAACCAAUGAGUAGAUCCUGUGGAAUUCUUCCAGUGCUUUGGAGUAUGGACCUAAGGAGAGACCUCUUGAGACUGGCUGCCUGUUUGCCCCAGAGAUAGAUAUACAGAGUGGCUUUGGAGUCAGCUACAAGAUUCAGGGUCCUGCUCACCAGAAGAGGUUAGAGAGGAGGAGGUGAUGUGUCUCCACCCACCCUAGGGAGACUUCCUGUGAAACCACCAAGCUCAGGAUUCCCAAGAAAGUCUGUCCUGCUGAGGAACUCACCCCUUGUAGUAGCCCCUUCCAACCCCCACCUCUGGAGUAACAGCAGUUGAGUCUACAGCAAAUAGUGGCAGCAGUGGCAGUGAACCGUGCCUUGAGACUGGCUGGCUUUCUGUGGGAAGCCGGAAGCAUGAGGCCAGUGGGGUGGGGUCGGGUGGGCAGGUGCCAAGGCCUCUGCCUGCCUGUACUGUGCUGGACUUGAAGACCUCUUUUCCCCUGACAGUGUAACUGUCUGGUUACCACAGUUACAUGUGGGUAAGGUUCCUUGUAGCCUUUGGUGUCCUGGGUUCAGCCUCUGUUUCUGUUUGUGUGGAAUUUGCUAAGCAGGGGGCAUUUUAGUACUCUGGCCAUGUCUGUGUUGCCACCUAGUGGCUGCUCCCAGACUUUGCCUGUGAAUGUCAUUCUGGGUUAGAAAGUGGCACAUCCAAAAGUGGGACUUGAGGGCACACAGCAAGUGGCGACACUAGAAGAGAUUAGAAAGGAGGAGGAGCCUCUCAAUGGGGGUUAUAUGUUCUCUGCCACACUGGGGGAGGCCUGCUGCAAAACCACUCAGGCUCAGGUUUCCCCAGAGAGCUCACUAGCAGGCUACCAUGCAGGUCCUGUAGGUUUGUCUUACGUGCGCCUUGCGUGGUCUGAGGAUCUGUGUGUGGGUACUGUUCAGUUCUUGCAGGAUGAUGCCAAGAAGGUCCCCAGGAUUGUCACCUGAAAACCUACCUGGAAGUGUCUCCCACCAAGUGUUGCUUGUAGCCGUUCAUUUAACGUCUACAGGGCAUUGAUUUAGUGAGGAUCCAAACCCAUGAAGCGUUUUUAUUUAUUUAUAAAACGUGUACUUCUAAAAUAAUUUCAUGGAGACUAGUUUCUGGUCUAAGGAGGCCUAUGCACUCAGCGCUGAGUAGGCUGCAUCAUGCCCAAAAAUAAACCGCAGCUCAAAUCUACCCA